AUGGACAACCACAAGGAUCGGACUGAAUCCAUGCACGUCAUUCUACGGGUCAUGCAGCUAUUCGGCCUCUGGCCAUGGUCGCUGAGAGAAGGAGAACAGUGGACCAUAUCGGGUUUCGUGAAGCGCAAUUACCGAUUCCUGCUACACCUGCCCAUAACCUUCACCUUCAUUGGACUCAUGUGGCUGGAGGCCUUCAUCUCCAGCAACCUGGAGCAGGCAGGCCAGGUGCUCUACAUGUCCAUCACGGAAAUGGCGCUGGUAGUGAAGAUCUUGAGCAUAUGGUACCACCGCACAGAGGCUUGGCAGCUGAUGCAAGAGCUCAAACAUGCGCCGGACUAUGAACUUCGAGGGGAGAAAGAGUUGGAUUUCUGGCGUAGGGAGCAGCGCUAUUUCAAGUGGUUCUUCUACAUCUACAUACUGAUCAGCCUGGGAGUGGUCUACAGUGGAUGCACUGGAGUGCUUUUCCUCGAGGACUACGAGCUGCCUUUUGCUUACUAUGUGCCCUUUGAGUGGCGUAGUGAAAAGGGUUAUUGGUUCGCCUAUGGUUACGACAUGGCGGGGAUGACCCUUACCUGUAUCUCCAACAUAACCCUGGACACCCUUGGCUGCUAUUUCCUGUUCCACAUAUCCCUUUUGUACCGUCUGCUGGGACUGCGAUUGAGAGCUCUCAAGAAUAUUGAAGAUGAUGCUUCGUUUGGCUGCGAAUUGCGAACCAUCUUCAGGUUGCAUCAAAGUGUCCGAAGGCUAACUCUGACCUGCCAGAAAAUCGUCUCGCCCUACAUUCUUUCGCAGAUCAUCCUGAGUGCCUUGAUCAUCUGCUUCAGCGGAUAUCGUCUGCAGCAUGUGGGAAUCCGGGACAAUCCUGGCCAAUUCGUGGCCAUGCUGCAGUUCCUCAGCGUGAUGAUCCUGCAGAUCUAUCUGCCAUGCUAUUAUGGGAAUGAAGUAACCGUCCAUGCAAACCAGUUGACCAACGAGGUCUAUCACACCAAUUGGCUGCAGUGUGGGACUCCGAUUCGUAAGCUACUGAACGCCUACAUGGAGCACCUAAAGAGACCGGUAACCAUUCGAGCCGGCAACUUCUUCGCCGUGGGAUUACCCAUUUUUGUCAAGACCAUCAACAAUGCCUACAGCUUCUUUGCCCUGCUACUGAAUGUGUCAAAGUGA
Messenger RNA from Drosophila serrata, 1164 nucleotides. RefSeq names its product Odorant receptor 94a (gene Or94a). Lineage: Eukaryota; Metazoa; Arthropoda; Insecta; Diptera; Drosophilidae. Gene Ontology annotation, cellular component: plasma membrane. Gene Ontology annotation, biological process: detection of chemical stimulus involved in sensory perception of smell; sensory perception of smell. The record is from RefSeq and is a predicted model, not a curated record. Gene Ontology annotation, molecular function: olfactory receptor activity; odorant binding.